UCUUACCACAUCGCCAUUUGCACCUACAUUUCUUAAGGAUACAAAUUUGUACAGUUUCCUCUGUUUUUUUUGGGAAUCAUCAAUGGAAGAAAUUGACAUUCCUCAAUAUUUCAUAUGUCCGAUAUCGCUCCAAAUCAUGAGGGACCCUGUUACGGCCUUGACUGGCAUCACAUAUGAUCGAGAAAGCAUAGAACAAUGGCUGAAUACCGCCGAAGAUACGACUUGCCCAGUAACGAAGCAGCCACUGUCUAAAGAUUCCGAUUUGACACCAAACCACACGCUGCGGAGGUUAAUUCAGGCGUGGUGUAUUGCAAAUGCCGUUGACAGAAUUCCUACACCGAAAUCUUCUCUUGACAAGGCUCAUGUUCUAGGAUUGAUUCGCGAUCUUAGGGUUGAUCAUUUGUGUGUAGUUGCUUUGAAAAAAAUGGAAGCUUUAGCCAAGGAGAAUGAAAAGAACAGGAAAUGCAUGGAGGAAGCUGGCGUUGCUAAGGCCAUGGUUUUGUUCAUAGUAAGGUGUUACAGGGAAGGCAGAGCAAUCUCCGCUCUUGAGGAAGCUCUGAGUAUUCUUCAUCUUAUUUGGACUCAAUCGGAAAAAAUUAAAGGUCUUGUGAAUCAAAACCAUGAUUUCAUUGAUUCAUUGGCAUGGAUUCUUCGGUACCCUGAGAAUGGAAAUGAUCAAGUCAUCGUGAAGACGAAAGCAUUGGUGGUUCUCAAGCUGGUGAUGGAAGUUGCAAAAACAAGUCUUCCGGAAUGCUCAAAGCCAGAGUUUUUCAAAGAAAUUGUAGGGUUCCUGAGAAAGAACAUCUCUCAACAAGCCACCAAAUCCACCUUGCAAAUAUUAGUGGAAGCAUGUCCCUUCGGAAGAAAUAGAUGGAAUAUUGUGGAGGCCAAUACAGUGUUCCACCUCAUUGAACUGGAGCUCCAAAAACCCCAAAAGAACAUCUCCGAACUCAUAUUCACUCUCCUGGUAAAUUUGUGUUCCUGCGCAGACGGCAGAGCUCAAUUUCUCAGCCAUGCGGGGAGCAUAGCGAUGGUGUCCAAAAGGAUCCUGAGGGUGUCUCCCGCUGUUGAUGAUCAGGCAGUUCGCAUACUUUCAUUAAUCUCCAAGUUUCCUGCAACGGAUGGAGUUCUUUCGGAGAUGCUGAGGGUCGGAGCCGUGACGAAGCUGUGCAUGGUGAUUCAGGCAGAUUGUGCUGUCUAUUUGAAAGAGAUAGUGAGGGGAAUUCUCAAGCUGCAUUCUAGUGUUUGGAACAAUUCCCCUUGUAUUGCUCUUUAUCUCUUAACAGCGUACCAAGGAUAGAAUUGCUUUUGAAAAUGGUAAAUUCUAUAGUUUUACCUUCACUCACCUCAUUGUAACCGAUGACAUGAAUGGUUCUAACUUCAUUUUUUUUUCCUAGUUACUUCCUCAAAGUUCAAAGUUGAAACCUUGAAUUUGAAAGUUUGAGAUAUAAAAGUUGUAACGCGGU
This is a messenger RNA of Rubroshorea leprosula, 1466 nucleotides long. The record is from the annotation of a GenBank genome assembly. Lineage: Eukaryota; Viridiplantae; Streptophyta; Magnoliopsida; Malvales; Dipterocarpaceae.